This is a messenger RNA of Sciurus carolinensis (gray squirrel), 2761 nucleotides long. RefSeq names its product aminocarboxymuconate semialdehyde decarboxylase (gene Acmsd). Bases 171 to 1154 code for a protein of 327 amino acids. Gene Ontology annotation, cellular component: cytoplasm; cytosol. Gene Ontology annotation, biological process: secondary metabolic process. Gene Ontology annotation, molecular function: hydrolase activity; carboxy-lyase activity. The transcript has 10 exons. NCBI's taxonomy places the organism in Eukaryota, Metazoa, Chordata, Mammalia, Rodentia, Sciuridae. The record is from RefSeq and is a predicted model, not a curated record.
GUCAGAGUUACAGUCGGGAUCCUUUUAAAAAAUCUGAGAUGGGAAAUCAAUAGAUUCGGGGGAACUUAAUUAAAUGGUUUCUGAUGAAUCAGGACCCACAUUCUCUACUGUCACAAAGAAGGAUCCUGGCCCAUGAAGCCAUAGUGAAAGAUGUUUCAGGUUGAUCUACAAUGAGAUUAUUCAUAACAACAAUGAUGAUGAGAUUCGGCUAUGGAGGCUGGGUGCAGCUCCAACACCACAGCAAGGGAGAAGCAAAGAUGAUGAAAGAUGGGAAGGUCUUCAGAGUGGUCCAAGAGAACUGUUGGGAUCCAGAAGUUCGUAUUAGAGAAAUGGAUCAGAAAGGAGUAUCAGUGCAAGCUCUUUCCACCGUCCCCAUCAUGUUUAGCUACUGGGCCAAACCUCAAGACACUUUGGACCUGUGCCAACUAUUAAACAAUGACAUAGCUGCCACUGUUGCCAGCCACCCCAGGAGGUUUGUGGGUCUGGGAACAUUGCCCAUGCAAGCUCCAGAACUGGCCAUCAAGGAGAUGGAGCGCUGUGUGCAGGAGCUGGGCUUUCCGGGGGUCCAAAUUGGCUCCCACAUCAACAAGUGGAACCUGAAUGAGCAGAAAUUCUUCCCAGUCUAUGAGGCGGCCGAACGGCUGAACUGCUCCCUGUUUGUGCACCCUUGGGACAUGCAGAUGGAUGGGCGGAUGGCCAAAUACUGGCUUCCUUGGCUCGUAGGAAUGCCAGCAGAGACCACCAUGGCUAUUUGUUCCAUGAUCAUGGGUGGGGUGUUUGAGAAGUUUCCUAAACUAAAAGUGUGUUUUGCACAUGGAGGUGGUGCUUUCCCUUUCACAGUGGGAAGAAUUUCCCAUGGAUUCAACAUGCGUCCAGAUCUAUGUGCCCUGGACAAUCCAACUGAUCCAAAGAAAUACCUGGGCUCCUUUUACACAGAUUCCUUGGUUCAUGAUCCUCGAUCCCUCAAGCUGUUAAUAGAUGUCAUGGGAAAGGACAAAGUUAUUUUGGGAACUGACUACCCCUUUCCACUAGGUGAACUGGAACCCGGGAAAUUAAUAGAGUCCAUUGAAGAAUUUGAUGAAGAAACAAAGGAUAAACUCAAAGUUGGUAAUGCCCUGGCAUUUCUGAAUCUUGAGAGAAAACAGUUUGAAUGACUGAAUUCACUACAAAAACAAAUUUUCAAGAAGAUAUUUCACGUUUUAAAAUAUGUAUCACAGAUGCGUUACUAAAAUUCUAUUUUGAAUUAUUUAACCCAGAAAUAGAAUAUCCCCAAACACCCUAAAUUAUUCAUAACAAAAAUGAUUCACAAGUGCUUUCAUUCUGAAAAGUAGUACAUUAUCUCACAUGCAAAUCAGAAGUUAUAUUUCCAAUGCCUUUUUAAAUUAUUCUGGAGGAGAUAAAAAAAAUAAAUGUCAUUAAUGAUUUAUAUAGAGAAAGACUAACACCAGAUUUAUUUUAAAGGGCUCAGGCAGGGUCUUCAUUUUGAUCAAGGAUAUAUGUAAAUUGAGUCCAAAUAACCUGUUGUAUUCACUUUUUAUCUCUUUUCAUUUGCCCAUAAUUUGUCUGGAAAUGCCUCCACAAAACAACUGAUGUUUAUACAGAAUAUCCAAAACAUCAAAGAGUUUACAGCCCAAUUAAAGAAGCAAGAUGCAUGUUCACAGAAUAAUUCCUGAGUCAUACAACACAAAGUUCAAAAAGGUUUCAGUAAAAAGAAAACAUUUUGGUCUUAAAUGGUUGGGUAGAUCUUCAUAGAAGUUGGAACUUAGGUUUGGGAUAGGAGGAUGGAUAAGGCUUAUUCUAGGUUGAGAGGAUAGAAAACAGGUAGAAAGGCAAACAACAGGAAAAUACAUAUGAUUUCAGACUGGAUGAAACUUAUCCAUUCUGGAGAAAAGUUCCAGCCUAUAAAUUUACCAGAAGUCCUUUUCAAAUCCCCAUACCCCAAGAACUAGGGAUUGAACUCACAACCCCACACAUGCUAGGCAAGCACUCUAUCAUGGAGCUACACCUCUACAUUUUUAUUUUAUUUUUAUUUUGAGGGUCUUGCUAAAUUGCCAGAUUCACCUUGAACUUGGAAUGAAAUCCUUCUGCUCUAGCCUCUAUGUAACUGGGAUUCACCAUACCUGGCUAUCUUUUAAUUUAAAACUAGCCAUCAAGAGUGAGCUGGCCAAUACCAGGGUAUCCUUGUUCUACUCACUUUAUUUAUAGUCCCACCUGGGCUACUGUAAAGGGACUUGGUCCUGGGAAGGGUGAUGAACAACUGUAGUUCAUAUAAAUCUGGCUGAAUUCCAAAAUCAAAUGAAAAUUUUCUAAACAAUCCUCUGGCUUUAGGUUCAUUCAUACUUCUUUCCCUUUCAUAGUACAGAAAAUCAAAAGUAUUGACACAUAGUUUGUGUUGACCACUCUUCAGUGUAAAGAAGAGAUCUAAUUCUUACUAACUAGUCCCAUUUCAUUAUUUUCACUUUAUAUAGUUUAUCCAUCUCCCGCUCCCUCUCUCUGCCCCAGCCUCCUAUAGCUUUCUAGGAUUUUGCCAACUGACCACUCUUAUUACUUCAAUCUGCCUAAAGAGAAAAAUAAAAUUAGACAAGGUAAUGUUAGGCAGCUAGUCAGUCACAAAUGGAUAAGCAGAGAAAAGACAAUGAAGGGUGACUAAAAACCACAGGGAGCCUUAUCUGACAGAUAAACAGCUGGAAGAUGGGGGCUUGGUAUGUUAAAACUUCCCCCAGUCAUAGCUACAUUUCUUUAAUAAAAACUAUUGUUUCAA